GCGAUUCGUUGAAGGCCGACGUGACGACGUGACGGGUGCAACACCCCCCUAUAGCUUUCAAUGCUUACCACUUUGGGUUCAGGCCCUAGACACCUUUCUGAUCUGGCUGAGAGUGGAUCCACAUUUUUCCCUAGGUUUUUUCUCUCCCAGUCCACUGGCAUUGAACCGAGUGGCGCACGCGCUAGGACUCUAUCACAUCCAUUGGGCGCACUUAUUGCCAGGAACUUAUGGGUUCUCUGCAUGGCAUGCCAACAGCGAAGCCAUCAGCUAUCUACUUGCAGGUAUGGCUAAAAUGGAGCGGGCGCCGAG
Messenger RNA from Cantharellus anzutake, 309 nucleotides. RefSeq lists its product as uncharacterized. NCBI's taxonomy places the organism in Eukaryota, Fungi, Basidiomycota, Agaricomycetes, Cantharellales, Hydnaceae. The record is from RefSeq and is a predicted model, not a curated record. Bases 61 to 291 code for a protein of 76 amino acids. The transcript has a single exon.